AGGGACGGUGUUGAGGGGCGGCGGCGCCAUGUGUUCCGCGGACACGCUCAGCGUCCUGCGCAGCGACUCUUACGUUGACCUCAGCCAGUACCGGGACCAGCACUUCCGGGGGACGCGGUAUGACCAGGAGCGGCUGCUGAGGAAGAGCUGCACGCUGUACGUGGGGAACCUCUCCUUCUACACCACGGAGGAGCAGAUCCAUGAGCUCUUCGGUAAGAGCGGUGACAUCAAGAAGGUCAUCAUGGGGCUGGACAAAGUGAAGAAAACUCCCUGCGGUUUCUGCUUCGUGGAGUAUUAUGCAAGAGGAGAUGCUGAAAAUGCAAUGCGAUACAUCAAUGGAACCAGACUUGAUGACAGGAUCAUAAGGACAGACUGGGAUGCAGGAUUUAAGGAGGGUAGACAGUAUGGUCGUGGAAGAUCAGGGGGCCAGGUCCGAGAUGAAUAUCGGCAAGACUAUGAUGCUGGAAGAGGUGGCUAUGGCAAAAAUGUUCAGUGCCAGUGAAUAGUGAAUGACUCUUCAGCCUCACAGAAGUAGAUUUGUAUUGUAAAUGUCACCAGGCACAAAGUAGGUCUGCUGCACACCAAUUUAUGUAGCUAGAAAUUCACAGAAACUACUACCUGUGAUCUUGUGAUUGCGUACGUUCAGUAUCUCUUUUGUUUUAAUAUCGGGAUCCAAAGCAUUGCAGAGUACGUUAAUACAGAGGACCUGGGAGUGAGGUUUUAAGCAAUAAUAUGGGUGAGGCUUUGAUGUUUAAACGCUGCUGUAACUUUACUAAAGGAACAAAGUCUUAAUGGUAUGGUGCUUUUUUUCUUUUUCACUGUCAAAACUUGAUUAUUCUGUCACUGGGAUUUGUUUACAUUGGUAUCACAGGGUGGAAAAUGGCAAUAAAGGAGGGUUGGGGAAUGUGUCAGAGAUGAAAGAAAAAGGCAGAAAGCCCAGAAAAACAAGUGGAAUUUCUAGGGAAAAUUUCAAUUUCUAGGGAAGACUUAAAACUGCAGAUUUUCUGGUUUUACUGGAUUAGCAUCCUUUCACACUGAGGCUGUUCCUAGCACACCUACAUGAAUGGCCACAAUAAACCAAGUCAGAUUGUGAGCCCAGGAAUCAUAAAGUAAGAAGCAAACCUAGCAGAAAACAGCCAUGCCCUCUUCUACAGAGCGUCAUGUAAUUGCGUGAAACUGCGUGAUACAGAACCAUUUUGCUUUGUGGGAUGCCGAGAGUGUAAGAAUUACAGUUGCAGUUAUUUUCACGGUUGGUAAUAUUUUGCUCCUGUCUGGCAGCUCUCUACAGCCUCAAUAUCUGAUGAACAGUAUCUUUCCUGUGCCUAAAAAAGUGGCAUGAAGCCACAUUGUACAGUUGCCCCCAAAAUGGGAUGUUUGAGGAACUGUAUGUAUAAUGAGAAAGUUUGUUUUCAAAAUAGAUUUUCUAGUUGAGAAACUGCAGUACAAACAAAGGUAAAAAUAAAGAAGGAUGAGUUUGAGGAAGAGCUUUACUUUCUACUGAGCAUGUGGUAAGAAUGGUGAAAGAAUGCAGGACUGCAUAGAUUUAUUUUGGUUUUUCCUUCUUCCUCUGAGUCCUGUUAAUGCUGCUACUUUGUAUGAUGGGAUUUUGAGGUACUGCAGGUACAGGAAUAAAAAUAACUAGUGAUCCCAAGAUCUGUGAAAUUGACCUACUAAAGCAAAAUAGUUUAAAAGGAACUGUUACAGGGUUUGGGAUUAUUGGUUCGAUUUGGUUGGUUUGCUUAUUUUAUGGACUUCUGAGUUCUUUGGAAAUUGCAGUUUACAGAGUUUCGUCCACAUAUCUUGUUCAUGACUCCUUAAAAAAAAACUUCAAAAUACCAGGUAUGUAAAAGUUGAUCUUUACUCACUGAAGAUAUUGUUGGAAAUCUUGAUCAGUUUCCUGUGAACAGUUAGUCACAACUGCUCCUCUAAAUUCAAAAUACAAUGAGGAAGAGCAACUGCAAUGAGACUUUGCUUUCUUAGGAAGCAAGGUUGUGGGUGGGCUUUGGGCUUGCUUGGCACAUGGAUUAAAACUACAUUUUCAGGAUCAUUUGGUGCUGGUCUGUAAACAAGACUUUGAAUACAGUUACCUUUUUCUAUAUAGUACAUUUGAUCAUGAGUUUACAGCUUACAAUCUGCUCUAGGGAACCUCUGAAGUUUAUUUUUCAUUAUAUCAGUUUUGUAUUAAAAAAAUGUAUUACCAAAACUUUUAAGUCGCUGUCAAAUAAAGCUGCAAAUUUAAAAUGGA
Molecule: messenger RNA, 2245 nt
Organism: Pezoporus occidentalis (night parrot)
Lineage: Eukaryota; Metazoa; Chordata; Aves; Psittaciformes; Psittacidae
Gene: NCBP2
Product: nuclear cap binding protein subunit 2
Exons: 4
Coding region: 29-502 (157 amino acids)
Biological process (GO): mRNA cis splicing, via spliceosome
Cellular component (GO): nuclear cap binding complex
Molecular function (GO): RNA cap binding
Source: RefSeq, a predicted model, not a curated record